CUUUUAAUUCCAGACGUUGGCUAGAUCUGGGCUAGGGCUUUUGGGCUUGGGUAGGCGAUCUUGCAGAUCUAGUCGAAAUCUCGGUAGAUUCACAGCGCUGGCGAGCUCUACAGCCAGGGGGAGCGCGGAAUUUGGCGCAAAUAGGGUGAAAUGUGGGAUUUCUAGGCGCGCAGAUCUUUGAUCCAUAGCUUUUGGAGGAGGAGCGCGACACGAUGAAUCUCUUCCGCUUAGCAGGGGACAUGACGCAUCUCCUCAGCAUUGUGGUGCUGCUGCUCAAAAUCCACACCAUCAAGAAUUGCGCAGGGAUCUCGCUCAAGACGCAGGAGCUCUACGCGCUGGUUUUCGUGGCGCGCUACCUCGAUUUGUUCACAGACUUUGUCUCGCUCUACAACUUCGUCAUGAAGAUCAUCUUCCUUUCCACGUCGAUGACCAUCGUGUGGUACAUGCGGCGCCACAAACUGGUGCGCCGAACGUAUGACAAGGAGCAAGACACGUUCCGGCACUACUUCCUUGUGCUUCCGUGCUUGCUCCUGGCGCUCGUGAUCCACAAGAAGUUUACGUUUCUCGAGGUUGCCUGGACUUUCUCGAUUUACUUGGAGGCCGUGGCCAUCUUCCCGCAGCUGGUUCUACUCCAGAGGACGAGGAACAUCGACAAUCUGACGGGAAACUACGUUUUUCUAUUGGGAGCUUACAGGGCGCUGUAUAUCGUCAACUGGGCUUACCGGUACAUGACAGAGAAGCACUACGUGCAGUGGAUACCUUGGAUCUCCGGGGCAGUACAAACAGCUCUUUAUGCUGAUUUCUUCUACUACUAUAUUCACAGCUGGAAGAACAACGUCAAGCUCCACUUGCCCGCCUGAUCGCAAGACUAAAAGUUUUGUGUACCAUUCAUCCCAAGUUUUGACAUUUAUUUAUUCGAGGUGGCCUGCUAACCGGACCAGAAGAAAAGAAAAAGGAAGAAAUAAACAGAACAUCUUGAGCAAUGAGCGCUCGCGCUGAUGGAAAUAUUUUAAAAUGGUCGAAGCCCAAGUCAAGCGAUUCUAGACAAAAACUUGGCCAUGUUAGAAUUUGAUCAGCUAAAAACGUGGUCAUUCGAGAAAGAACAAUUCAUUGGUAGUAGUAUCAAAA
This is a messenger RNA of Selaginella moellendorffii, 1128 nucleotides long. RefSeq names its product ER lumen protein-retaining receptor. NCBI's taxonomy places the organism in Eukaryota, Viridiplantae, Streptophyta, Lycopodiopsida, Selaginellales, Selaginellaceae. Gene Ontology annotation, cellular component: endoplasmic reticulum; cis-Golgi network; membrane. The transcript is spliced from 6 exons. Gene Ontology annotation, biological process: protein retention in ER lumen; endoplasmic reticulum to Golgi vesicle-mediated transport. The coding region runs from base 213 to 860 and encodes 215 amino acids. Gene Ontology annotation, molecular function: ER lumen protein retrieval receptor activity. The record is from RefSeq and is a predicted model, not a curated record.